CACACACACACACACGUCGACAUUCACACAUUUCAGAUACACUCCCACCUGCAAAGAGGCCACUCUCUCUAAUUAUCUUCGUGUAUCUCUUUUUUGUCAAAUACACACAUGCACGCACACGUACACACACACUCUGCUGUGUGUGUUUUUGCUCGAUGGUUUUCCAAUGAGGCGUUUCUUCAGGCGGGUUUUUGAGCGACUGGUAUUUCUGUCUAAAAACCUCAAACCGUGUAAAUGCAGGAGACCGAGGAAGGAGCUCAGAAGCGGGAAAACCGAACCAUCGGUGAUCCUGACAGUUUACCUCAAUGACACCCAGCAGAUGCUAACUGAGGUCCCAGUUACUCCAGCAACCAGAGUGAUUGAUGUGGUUGAAUACUGCAAAGAGGCCGGCGAGGGGGAAUGUCACUUAGCUGAAGUAUGGAACGGGCAUGAGCGAGUUCUCCCUCAGGAGUUGUUAUUGUUGGAUCUCCUUCAGCAGUGGGGGGCCAGGAGGCCUGAGGUCAGCUUCUAUCUCAGACACUGCCCCUCCUGGGCACAAGGAAGUCAGCAGCCUUUGGAGCAGAGCUGGACCUCAGAAGCAGCAGACAGCGCUAAUGACAGGGUUCCCCGUGUGGAGCUGACCCUCUCUGAGCUCCAGGAAAUGGCCACAAGACAACAGCAACAAAUAGAGGCUCAGCAACAGAUGUUGGUCACCAAGGAGCAGAGACUGCGAUAUCUUCAGCAGGGAGGCAGAUCUAACCAGGGACAGACACAGUCGGAGGCUGAGAAGCUGCAGCGGUUGAAGGAGCGAGUGGACACUCAGGAAGCCAAGCUGAAGAAGAUCCGAGCCAUGAGAGGACAAGUCGACUACAGUAAACUGAUCAACGGAAACCUCUCUGCAGAGAUUGACCAUGUUAGCAGCCUGUUUCAGGAGAAGCAGGCAGAGCUGCAGUCUGCAGUGAUCAGAGUCGACCAGUUGACUCAACAGCUGGAGGAUUUGAGGAGAGGGCGCCUUCAGUUACACUCUGUGGCACCAGCUCAGGGGGCAACCACUGGGUCCCCUGGUGCUACCACCGGCCAGAAAGGAUCACCCCUGUCUGGCCCUGCAGCCCUGGAACUUAGGAAACUCUACCAGGAGCUGCAGGCUCGUAACCGCCAUAACCUGGAGCAGAGCAGCAAGUUGGCCCAGAACAAGGAGCUGCUGAACAAGAGGAACACCCAGGUGACAGUGAUGGACCAACGCAUCGGAGACCUGAGAGAACGGCUGCAUAAGAAGAGAGCAGAAUUAAGCCGUAUGAAUGGAGGAGGCCUGUCCUCCCCUCAAACCUCUUCCCAUCCUGGUGUUGGAGUUUUGGGUCGAGUGGCGGCUGUCUGUCCCUACAUCCAGGUUCCAGCUGAGGGGAGACAGGAGGCGGGGUACCCCCAACCAGCUGACCCACCACCCAAACCUACCCCGCUCAGCCACACCCGCUCCCUCUCAGAGGAGGACAGGAGUGGCGCCAGGAACCCUCGCGGCCAGUGGAAAGUGUCAGAUUUAGACAUCGUCCUGUCAGAGCCCACUGAGACAUGGGAGGGACCUCGGUCCCCUCAGGGGGGCGACAGUAACAACACUAAUGAAGCAUCAUGGCCUAGCAUCAGUAAGAGUGUGUCAGAUUGGAGGACCAACAGCCCAGAACAGCUUCCCUCUGGUUAUGGAACCUACCCCAGUGCCACCCACCAGGCAGCAGGGCAUCAUUGUGCCACCAGCUCCCUGCCCCGUUCUGCCCCUGGUACACUUGGCUGGCCUCGAUCCAGUGCUGCCAAUGCCACGUCAUCCUCCUCUUCAUCAUCCUCCUCCUUACAGCAAAUACAACAGCGUAUCUCAGUCCCUCCUAAUUCAAGCCAAGGCUCUGCCACCACCUCCCAGCCCUCUCCACUAUCCCCACAAACAGAGCGAACAGAUCCCCCUCCAGCAGUGGCCGUGCGUCCCUACGUCCCGGACCAUCCCUCCAGGCCUCAGUCCCCCAGGAAAGGCCCCGCCACUAUGAACAGCAGCUCCAUCUAUAGCAUGUACCUCCAGCAGCCUCAGGCCAAAAACUAUGGAUCUCUCAGCAACAGAGCUACUGUCAAAGCAGUCUAUGGUAAACCCAUCCUCCCCACCUCCUCCAACUCUCCGUCCCCUGUCCCUUUCCUCCAGGGAGGAGGAGGAGUAAAAGGAGUGGGCGAGGAUGUAACAGAUAAAGGAGGAAAAGGAGGAGGAGAAAGCAGCGAUGGGCAAAUCAUCCCUCCCCCCAGCGUAGAGAACAUCCCUCGUCCCCUCAGUCCCACGAAGCUCACCCCAGUUGCCCACUCUCAGCUACGUUACCAGAGUGAUGCCGACCUGGAGAUUCUCCGCCGACGCCUCAGCAAUGCUCCACGACCACUGAAGAAACGGAGCUCAAUCACUGAACCUGAGGGCCCACAGGGGCCGAACAUCCAAAAACUACUGUACCAGAGGUUUAACACACUGGCAGGAGGCAUGGAAGGAGGCUCAGGCAACACUUUCUACCAGCCCGAAUGCCUUUUGGGCGACAUGGACAGCAUUCAUUUGGCCAAUGGGAAUGUAGAACCUGGUGACAAGCACGUCAGUAUGGCAGCUGUGGAAGGCGAAGUUCAAAACCUGAACUCGGACUCCCGACGCUUGUCCCCUCCGUCUGUUGCAAUAGAAACAUCCAAAGAGACAACAGCAACAGCAGAAACUACCAAUAACGUGUCUCCCACAAACCAACCCAGCCCAUCCCCUGCACCUGAUAGGCCAGAGGACCAGAACAAUAACAACCAGAGAGGAUCUAGUCCUGCCAACAACUCUGCAGGACACCCCCUUCCAUCCCCAUCCCCUCCUGCACCACCUUCACUGCCUAAGAUGAAGCGAACUAACCUGAAGAAGCCGUCAUCAGAGCGGACAGGCCACGGUCUCCGAGUCAAGUUUAACCCUCUAGCUCUGCUGCUCGAUGCAUCAUUAGAGGGAGAGUUUGACCUGGUGCAGAGAAUUAUCUACGAGGUGGAAAAUCCCAGUAUGCCAAAUGAUGAAGGCAUAACUCCUCUUCAUAACGCUGUCUGCGCAGGACACCACCAUAUUGUCAAGUUUCUGCUGGACUUCGGAGUGAACGUAAACGCAGCCGACAGUGACGGAUGGACUCCUCUGCACUGUGCGGCUUCAUGUAACAGCGUCCACCUCUGUAAGAUGCUGGUGGAGUCCGGGGCGGCCAUUUUCGCCACAACAAUUAGUGACGUCGAGACGGCAGCAGACAAAUGUGAAGAAAUGGAGGAGGGCUACACACAGUGCUCUCAGUUUCUCUAUGGUGUACAGGAAAAGUUGGGUGUGAUGAACAAAGGCUUGGUCUACGCUCUCUGGGACUACAAAGCCCAGCAGGCUGAUGAGCUUUCCUUCAGCGAGGGCGAUGCCCUCACUGUGCUGCGUCGACGUGACGAGACGGAGACAGAGUGGUGGUGGGCGCGACUCAAUGACCGGGAGGGAUACGUACCCAGGAACCUGCUGGGGCUGUAUCCAAGGAUCAAACCCAGACAACGCUCACUGGCAUAAAGCCCAGAUUAGGAGCCACGUGCACGCUCGCAGAGGACGCAUGCACGCAGAGAACAAGAGGAGCAGAAGCAGCAUUAGGGCGGACGCCUUAGCCGAGAAAGAAGGAACAAAGGAUGGAGGUAGUCGGGAGGCUGAGAUAGAUGGAGCUCAAAGUUUGGAUGAACAUUUGUUUGGUUUGUUUGGAUGUAACGCUGGAGCCACAGAGCCAUGUUAUGGUAGAGACAUCAUAUAUUUUCACUGAGUUGCUGCAGAGUUAAAAGAAAUUGCCUGAAUCUUAUUUUGAGCAACGGUAGCUUAACAACUUCCCUCGAGUUCAGCCGCAUGACAAACGCUGAGAAGCAAAAAAAUCACCAAGAAUUCCUCAUCUUUUAGGUGUAGCUUCAAGAUCCACCAAAGUUCACAUAGGACAAAGCAUGAUACCGUGAGCUUGGAAUUAUAAGGCUCCAUCUGACAUCAUCCAGAUAAUAAUGAUCUUUGAAUGUCAUUUUAUUUUUGUGAUGGGUUAAUUUAAAAAAAAAAA
Xiphias gladius (swordfish) is the source of this 4061-nucleotide messenger RNA. RefSeq names its product apoptosis-stimulating of p53 protein 1-like. Gene Ontology annotation, biological process: regulation of apoptotic process. Gene Ontology annotation, cellular component: nucleus. The transcript is spliced from 24 exons. Gene Ontology annotation, molecular function: p53 binding. The coding region runs from base 167 to 3541 and encodes 1124 amino acids. NCBI's taxonomy places the organism in Eukaryota, Metazoa, Chordata, Actinopteri, Istiophoriformes, Xiphiidae. The record is from RefSeq and is a predicted model, not a curated record.